Messenger RNA from Colletotrichum graminicola M1.001, 1821 nucleotides. RefSeq lists its product as uncharacterized. The transcript has a single exon. The coding region runs from base 1 to 1821 and encodes 606 amino acids. Lineage: Eukaryota; Fungi; Ascomycota; Sordariomycetes; Glomerellales; Glomerellaceae. The record is from RefSeq and is a predicted model, not a curated record.
AUGGACCCCAAUGCCGCCGCCUGUGUCGGCGGCGAGGCAGCCGAUAGCAGAACCUCGGCCGGCGAUCCCUUCAUGAAGAUGCCCUUCGAGCUCCGCAAGUCUAUCCUCGACGACCUCGACAACCGGCGUGACGUCUACGCCAUCAGCCGGGCGUCUCCCAUCAUGGCCAAGACCGCCCGUGGCACCCACGGCAUCCUCGAGCAGCUCCUCGAGACCGAGCUCGGCCCGGCGCAGCUGCGCGCGCUCCUCCCCGACGCGCUCGCCGCCCUCAUGUUCCCGACCGCCGUCUGGUAUCCUUCCGACGCCGCCAAGAAGGCGGCGAUCCUUCAGCAUAUCCGUGACUGGAAGUCAAACCGCCUCGGAGACCGCGCUGGCGACGACGACAAGGUGGCCGCGCACGUCUUCAUCCACCGGCUCGCGAUCCCCUUCGCCGAGGAUUUCGCCGCCCUCACGGGGACCGUCGGCAAGGUCGCCGACCAGAUCCGCCUGCCCGCGUGGGCGUACGACCGACGGUACAAAAAGGCCCCCCGGCCCGCCGUGGAGAUCUGGCGCUACGAGCCUGAGGAGCGUGUCCGCCUGCUCCGGGCGUUCUGCCGCUUUGAGCUCCUGAGCAAGGUCAUCAGCGCCCGCCCCGGCGCCCAGCUCUGGACCCUCACCGAGCAGUUCCUCCUCUUGAACGCUCUCUUCGAGGCCUGGGAGGUGGAGGAGGUAUUCUGCGUGCAGAUGUACGUCGGGGAAAUGCAUACCAUUCUCUUUGAGACGCACGUCGUCGACGUCCUUGAUACGAUGUCUUCCAACUCCAUUCGCUCUCGUCUUCUCGACCCCGCGCGCGUUGAUCAAUCCGUCCGUCUGAGCCGCGGACCGUUCGAUGACUAUUACGAGGUUGACGACGAAGAAACGGAAUGGUUCACCAAGAUCGGCCCCGAGCGUAACCCUGGCACCCCCUGCGCCAAGUUCGAGCUAGCCGGCUACGACAAGCACGCCACUUUCGUCAAGCAGACGGCCACCUUUGGCCUCGCCUUCCUCAAGCACUUCCUCCGCUCCGACGCGCCGACCUACAGCCGCUGGAUCCGCGCCCACGGCCACGUCCUCCUCAACGGCAUGGCGGACCCCGACGAGGCCGAGUACGUUGGCCCCUACGGCACGCGCAGCGACGUCGACGGCGGCGUCCUUUGGCUCUCCUUCCGCGUCCUCGACACGGCCCAGCUCGACGGCGGUAACGCCGCGGUCCGCCCGCUCCGGACCAACGCUGACCUCGCCUACAUCCGCCACACUCCCGACGACGUCGCCGCCAACACGGCCUGGCGGCACCUUGACGCGACGAACCCGCAACUGCGCGAGGCCUUCCGCCGCUGCGGCUGGGUCUUCUGGUCCGACGCGCGCCUCCGCCGCAACGUCUUCUGGAACCGCCGCCUCGACGUCUUCUCCCCCGGCGCCGCGCCCCGGUGGCUCCACCGCCCGGACGGCAGGAGGGGGGGAGGGGACCCCACCGCCAUCGCCACCUCCGACGAGGACGACGAGGACGAGGACGAGGACGAGUACUUCCUGCCCCGGUCCGAGAUCGACGACAACAUGGCGUUCAAUUCCUUGGGCGGCGCGCCGUUUGUGCUCGGCCUCAGCAGCGCGGCCGAGGCGAAGCUGCUCUCGUUCCUAGGUGAAAACCUGGUGCGCCGGGGCAUCCCGCUGUUCCGCGAGUACCCGUUCGACCGCUUCCGUGGCGAGCGGAUCCCGCUCGCCGUGUGGGAGGAGUGCAUGGGUGGCGCGGACCCGGCGGUCCCUGCUGGCGCUGUUGAAGUGUUUGACGGCAUUUUCUGGGGCUAG